Molecule: messenger RNA, 3354 nt
Organism: Pygocentrus nattereri (red-bellied piranha)
Lineage: Eukaryota; Metazoa; Chordata; Actinopteri; Characiformes; Serrasalmidae
Exons: 14
Coding region: 109-2763 (884 amino acids)
Molecular function (GO): protein binding
Source: RefSeq, a predicted model, not a curated record
CGCCUGUGGGUGAUGCAGUGAAAGAGAAACUGAAAGUUUCUUUAACCUUCAACACCGUCAGAAACGGAUAAAAGGUUCUAAGAUAUCAGCGCUCUGGAUUCACUCGGGAUGAUGUUACUUUUUGUGAUCCUACUGAGUUUCUCUGGUUUUAUGGAGACCACAUCAGAGAACUUUAAGGUGUUUGGUCCAGCUGCUCCUCUUGUUGUUAAAGCUGGUGAAGCUCUGGUUCUGCCCUGUUCUCUCCAACCCAACAUCAGCGCUGAGGACAUGACGGUGGAGUGGGUCCGGACAGAUCUGAGUGAAAGUAGCUCAGUAGUGCAUCUGUAUAAAGAUCACAAAGACACAAAUGACAAGCAGAUGAAGUCUUACAGAGGAAGAACAGCUCUGUUUAAAGAGGAACUGCAGAAAGGAAACACCUCACUGAAGAUCUCAGCAGUCCAGCCUUCCGAUCAGGGCGCUUAUCAGUGUUUAAUUGAGUAUGGAUCCUGGUAUGGCGAAAUUACAGUUCAUGUUGAAGUCAAAGAACUUCUAAAGGUUGUUGGCCCAGUUGAGCCUCUUGUUGCUGAAGCUGGUGAAGAUCUGGUUCUGCCCUGUUCUCUCCAACCCAACAUCAGCGCUGAGAAUAUGAUGGUGGAGUGGAUCCGACUGCAGCUGCCAGACACACUAGUGCAUCUGUAUGAAGAUUUUGAAGACAGAAAUGAAAAGCAGACAGAGUCUUAUAGAGGAAGAACAAGACUGUUUAAGAAUGAAUUAAAAAAAGGAAACGCUUCACUGAAACUCUCAGCAGUCCAGCCUUCUGAUGAGGGAGUUUACCAGUGUUACGUUGAGUACAGGAGCUGGUUUGAUGAUGUCACUGUUUAUGUCCAAGUUAAAGGAAAAGGAUUUCAUGCUUGGAAGAUUGCCAUCAUCUGGAUUUCAGUUUCUGUCAUUGUAUUACUUGCCUUUACCGCUUGCAUCGUAAAAGAUAAAUAUUCCAAAAAGAAGCUCUCUCAUAAACAAUGCUCCAUCAUAGCCUACAUGCAUCUCCAGUCGGAGAAUGUGCGGAAAGAAUUGAACCUGAAGAAAUUCAACACAUCGGAAGAGGGAUACAGGAGACUCAUCCCAGCUGUCACAAAAUGCAGAAAGGCUCUAUUUGCUGAGUGUAAUCUCACUGCAAAGUCAAUGAAAACACUGAGUGCAGCUUUGCAAACUGAAAACUCUUCACUGAAAGAGCUGGAUCUCAGCAACAAUGACCUGCAGGACUCAGGAGUGGAGCUACUCUCUGCUGGUCUGACAAGUUCACACUGUAAACUGGAGAUAUUAAGACUUGCGAUGUGUAAUCUUAGUAAACAGUCCGGCAACACUCUGCAGUCAGUUUUACAAACAGAAACCUCCUUCCUGAAAAAGCUGGACCUCAGUAACAAUGACCUGCAGGAUGCAGGAGUGGAGAAGCUUUUUGAUGGUCUGAAAGGUUUAAACUGUAAGCUGCAGAUACUCAGACUUGCUAUGUGUAAACUCAGUAAACAAUCCUGUGACACUCUGCGGUCCAUUCUACAAUCAGAAACAUCCCUGAAAGAACUGGAGCUCAGUAACAAUGACCUUCUGGACUCAGGAGUGGACCUACUCUGUAUUGGACUGAAUACUUCGCAUUGUAAUCUGCAAAUACUCAGACUUGCUGUUUGUAAACUCAGUACACAGUCUUGUGGCACUCUUCAAUCAGUUCUAAAGUCAGAAACCUCCUCCCUGAAAGAGUUGGACCUCAGUAACAAUGAUCUGCAGGAUUCAGGAAUGGAGCUGCUCACUGCUGCGCUGAGGAGUUCACACUGCAAAUUAGAGAGACUGAGGCUAGAUGGCUGUCAUUUUGGGGUAAAGUCUUGUGAACAUCUUGGAUCAGUUUUAAAACGGGAAAACUCUUCCCUUAAAGAGCUGGAUGUCAGUAAUAAUGAGCUGCAGGAUUCAGGAGUGGAGCUACUCUCUGCUGGACUGAAGAGUUCACAAUGUAAACUGGAGAUUCUCAGAUUAUCUUUUUGUAUGGUAACAGCUAAAGGCUGUUCUUCUCUGGCAUCAGCUCUGAGUUCAAACCCCUCAUACCUAAAAGAUCUAGAUCUCACAUACAACUACCCAGGAGAGUCAGGAGUGAAGCUGCUCUCUGCUAGUAUAGAAGAUCCACACUGCACACUGAAUACACUGAGAGUGGAUCAUGGAGGGGAGAUCAGAAUCCAACCAGGACUGAAGAAAUAUUCCUGUGAGUUCACUCUGGAUCCAAACACAGCGCACAGCCGUCUCUCUCUGUCUGACGGGAACAGGAAGGUGACAAACGUGGAAUCUUCACAGUCGUAUCCUGAUCACCCAGAUAGAUUUGAUGUGUGGUGGCAGGUUCUGUGUACAGAGAGCGUGACUGGACGCUGUUACUGGGAGGCCGAGUGGAGUGGGAGAGGAGCUGCUAUAGCCCUGACGUAUAAAUCAAUCUGCAGAAAAGGAGACAGUUACCACUGUUUGCUUGGACGAAAUGAAAAGUCCUGGGUCCUGAACUGCUGUGAUAACAAUUAUUCUGCCCGUCACAAUAAUAAAAGCACUGAUAUACCUGCUCCGCCCUCCAGCUGUAACAGAGUAGGAGUGUUUGUGGACUAUCCAGUCGGCACUCUGUCCUUCUACAGCAUCUCCGCUGAUACACACACACUUCAACACCUACACACAUUCAACACCAAGUUCACUGAACCGCUCUGCGCUGGGUUUACUCUAUAUCAUGGCUCCUCUUUAUGUCUGUGUGAGAUACACACAUAGAGGAGGUUGGUGUAUGUGUAAAAUGGAAUAACAGGGAACGCUUUUACAGAGUAGGAUGUGGAAAACACCGGUUUUUGUGUGUUUUUUUUCUUCUUCUCACGCUCUCCACAGGUUCCUACAUUACCUAUCAAUCAAAUGUCAAAGAGCUGUUUUGUGACCUCAGUAUCUAGUUCCAUAAGUGUUAUCAAAUUAUAUCAUACAGACAGUGAAAUGAGGGUCAUCUGCCUCUCAAAAGAGCUGUAUAUCAGCAAGUUCCCAGCUACAUCUAGCAACACUUUAUCUAUUGAUGAUCAAGUAUGUGUGAUAAGGCAUCCAUAUAUAUCUUACAGACUCCCUAGUCAUAUUCAAUGGUCAACAGUGCCAAGUCUUAACUAUAUCAUAUUUGUUGACAUUCAAAAGCUCAUCUUUUAUGUGCCGUUUACAUGUUAUUUUUCACCCAAGUAAAGUAAAACACAGUUAACCUGCAGUGCCGUUGUGAUGCAUAGGCCGUCUGUUGAUUGUUCUCAUUAAUGGACAGUGGGUGGUGCUGUGCUUUCCUACUGGUCCUGCUGCCGCCUUGUUGUAAAAUAAACCAGUGCUGAAGACGUUGGG